Coprinopsis cinerea okayama7#130 is the source of this 918-nucleotide messenger RNA. RefSeq lists its product as hypothetical. The transcript has a single exon. The record is from RefSeq and is a predicted model, not a curated record. Lineage: Eukaryota; Fungi; Basidiomycota; Agaricomycetes; Agaricales; Psathyrellaceae. The coding region runs from base 1 to 918 and encodes 305 amino acids.
AUGGCGGUCCAAGUACGGCUCUCAACAGCCGACCAGCGGAGGAUUCUGGCAGAAUUGAAGAGGGAGAGCAGAGCCAAUGCCAGAACAUUGGACAAGAGGCUGAAGAGGAUGGAAGCCCCGAAAGGCCCAAAGGUGGAACCCGAAGAAGGCAAAGAAGGAGGACCCUCUACGGCCCCAGAAGGUGAUCUUGGGACAGAAGUCAAUCCCAUCCAAGUCGAAGAUGAUGGAGACGACGACUUCGAUGGCGAGCUCUACGACUCCUCAGGUUUGGAACGGGUUAUGCCCAUUGUUACUAAGUACACGCUAGACGAUCUGUUGUACGUAGCACAAGUGGUAGCCCGGGAACACUCCAAUAGUUCGGUCUUUGGCUUCACGACGGAUCUAAGUGACACUGGUACAGCAGACCAGGACGUCAUCAACACCGCCGUGGCAGAAACGUUGAAGAGAUUGGGUAUUAAGCCCAAGAGAGAAGAGCAGCAUGUGCAGGACGCUGGACCCCCUAGAGGGAGUCAAAACAUGCCGCCGGGGAUGUACCAGUGGUCAGGGCCUCCUAAGUCGGACAACGAUGGGUUUAAACUCAUCUUGGAAAGACUGGAUCAACAAGAGGCCAAGUGGAAGGAUACACUCACUGGUCUCAGAAAAGAGCAAAAAGAACAACUGACGGAGUUUGAGACGAGAAUGGAGGCCAAAAUCGACAAGAGGGUUGACCGACCAUUCUCAGCGAUUCAACUCGCACAACUCGUCAGGGAGGAAACAACAUUGGUCAAUCCUACGUUCCGCCGGGAAGGAGGAACUACUCGAACUCGGGUUCCUCAGGCGGAGGGUACGUCGACUUUUCGCGUCGACCAGGUCAACAGGGCUACAGCCAAGGCGUGUGGCGAAAUGCUGACGCUGGUGGUGGAGAGCGACGAGGAGUGA